This is a messenger RNA of Opisthorchis viverrini, 330 nucleotides long. RefSeq lists its product as hypothetical. The record is from RefSeq and is a predicted model, not a curated record. NCBI's taxonomy places the organism in Eukaryota, Metazoa, Platyhelminthes, Trematoda, Opisthorchiida, Opisthorchiidae. The annotation marks the transcript as partial. The transcript has 2 exons.
CGGAUUUAGCUGAGAAUGCGAUUAGCAUACGUUUGCCAGACUACAAUCCACGCAACCCCAGAGUAUGGUUUCACCGGGUUGAGGCUGUUUUUGCCACACGACUCAUCGCUUCCCAAGUCACCCUGUUUUCCUAUGUUGUCCAGCAUCCUCCUUGUGAUGUAGCAAGAGAAGUUGAAGAUCUGUUGGAAGAUAUUCCUAAGGAAAAUCCGUAUGACGCCCUUCGGGCGGCCGUCAUAACCACGCGAUUUUCCUAUGUUGUCCAGCAUCUUCCUUGUGAUGUAGCAACAGAAGUGGAUGAUCUAUUAGAAGAUAUUCCAAAGGAACCCGUAU